AUAAUUUUCACCCUCCAAUAAGACCAUAACCCUUAAGGCCAAAGUGCCAAACCCUUCAUAAACCCCAACCCCACCACCAAGGCACCAACCUAAAACCAUGUUGAAACAAAAUUUGAAGCUCACAAUCACUACCGUCCGUCUCAUCUCCGGCAAACCUCAGCUCCUCCGGUCAAUAUCCACCGCAACAACGCCAGUCCCGUCUACAAAUCCGCCGGGAAGCCGCCGUACUAUCUCCAAAGAGGAUCUGCAGAAGAGAUUAUGGGCGGUGCUGAACAAAGGCCAAAAAGUUUCGGAUGUUUUGUACCAGAUUAUGCGAAAUGGCGAGCAGUUCCUUAGCCCUGACCUUCUCUCUUGCCUACAAACUUUGCGCAAGUUUGGCCACUACAAUCCUUGCCUUGAGAUACUUGAUUGGAUGGAUAAAGGUAAACAUAGCUAUUCAGCUGCAGACUAUGCAUUGCGAUUAAAUCUAAUGUGCAAAGUUAGAAGCAUUGAUGAUGUUGAAAAAUACUUUGACACCAUUCCUCUAGAACUCAAGAACGAUUCUGUAUAUGGAGUACUUCUAAAUUGCUACUGUACUAAAAUGAUGAAGGAUAAAGCAUUGGCACUUUUCAAAAAGAUGGAUGAACUGAAUUACGUGUCUAAUUGUUUCGCCUACAACAGUCUCAUGAGUUUAUAUACCAAAGUAGGUGAAACAGAGAAGGUGCCGUUGCUUGUAGAAGAGAUGAAGCAGAGAAGCAUCCCACUAACCAACCCGAUUUACUACAGCUGGAUUCAGAGCUAUAGACAUGUCUUCAACCUUGAAAGUGUUGAACAAUUGGUGAAAGAGAUUCAAGAACACAAAACUGUUGAAGAAGAUUGGCAAAUAUACAGCAACCUUGCUGCAGUUUAUAUUGAAGCUGGUGAGUCUGAGAAAGCUCGUGAUGCCUUAAAAAAGACAGAGGAACUUUUUGACAACCCUAAAAAUGCUGACAGAAAAGCAUAUCAUUAUCUGAUUUCUAUGCAUGCUAGUACUGGUGAUUCAGAAUCUGUUUAUCUGACAUGGCAGAAACUGAAGUCAAAAUUCGAAAUUUGUCAGAACGUAAGCUACCUUUCUAUGCUUCGAGCACUGUCAACUCUAGAUGAUAUUGAAGGCCUCAAGAAGCUUCUAGAAGAGUGGGAGAUGAGCUGUAAAAUCUAUGAUGACAGGCUACCGGCUGUUGCGAUGAGUGCUUACCUGAAACAUGACAUGGUUGAAGAGGCUGAACACCUGCUGAAACAUGCUAAAGGUAAAGCUGAACGGCCAAUAAGGUCGCCCCACGUUGUUUUCAUGAACUACUUUUUGGGGAAACAUCAAUUUGAUUCUGCUUUGGAGCAUUUGGAAGCUGCAAUGGCUGCAAAAUGGAAGCCAUUAACAGAAAAGCUUGAUCCUUUUUUUGAACAUUUCAAAGUAGAAAAGGAUGUUGACAGUGCUGAAGAAUUAUGCAGAAAAUUAGAGAAAGUUCGGGUUCUUAACUCGAAGGGCUACUUGUGGUUGCUUCAGACUUAUGCAGAUGCUGGUAAAACCGCCCCGGAAAUGCGUCAAAGGAUGGAGAAAAGUGGUGUAGAUAUUAGUACUGAGCAUGAGGAGUUGCUCCAGAAGAUAUGCUUGAGUACUUGACAUUUUUUGUUUUAUUUUUAGGAGUAUAUGUUUUGGGAAAUUUAAUCUUGUGAAAAUUCCCACAACUACCCCUUUGUUAUGGACAAUUUAGAUUUGUGUGAGAGAAGUAGAUUAUUGAAAUUCGUUGAUUAGUUUUUUUGGGUGUAAAGUGAGCCACUAAGAGCAAGGCGACAAAUAAUGUAGACGGAAUUCGAUCCCAGGUCUUGGGUAUCACCGCUCAAGACUUUAUCAACUAAGUUAAUUGAUAUCCACAAA
Molecule: messenger RNA, 1891 nt
Organism: Spinacia oleracea (spinach)
Lineage: Eukaryota; Viridiplantae; Streptophyta; Magnoliopsida; Caryophyllales; Amaranthaceae
Product: pentatricopeptide repeat-containing protein At4g01990, mitochondrial
Exons: 2
Coding region: 98-1636 (512 amino acids)
Cellular component (GO): mitochondrion
Molecular function (GO): protein binding
Source: RefSeq, a predicted model, not a curated record